Molecule: messenger RNA, 5101 nt
Organism: Anneissia japonica
Lineage: Eukaryota; Metazoa; Echinodermata; Crinoidea; Comatulida; Comatulidae
Product: probable ATP-dependent RNA helicase DDX23
Exons: 14
Coding region: 165-2522 (785 amino acids)
Biological process (GO): mRNA splicing, via spliceosome
Cellular component (GO): catalytic step 2 spliceosome
Molecular function (GO): RNA helicase activity; RNA binding; ATP binding
Source: RefSeq, a predicted model, not a curated record
UCUGAUCUUGAUGAUUAUGAUAGUCCGACCCCCGCGAGAGGAGAGCAUCAACAGGAUCACUGAGGGGUGCUAUGAGUUUGGCCUAGGAACUUCUAUGCAAGAAACGUGCGGUAGAAUUAAGUCAGAUACUGGUUAUUGCCCGUUUAUUCACCCAUAUUACUAUCAUGUCUUCUUUUAUUAGAAGCGAUUAUGAUCGUGACAAGAUUCGUUCACGUGAAAAAGAUCGCGACCGUGAAAGAACGAGCAGCAGCAAGCACAGCAGCAGGGACGGGCGGGACCGCGACCGAGAUCGAAAAGACGAGUACAGAAAAUCAGAAAAAUAUUCUGACAAAAGAGAUCGUGACAAAAGGGACAGAGAACGUGAAAGAGACAAAGAUCGUAGUAAAUCACGUAGAUCUAGAUCACCUCAUGAUAGAAAAGACAGAAAACGAAAUAAAGUGGAAGAGGAAGAUGAACAGGAAGAAGUAAAAACAGUGAAAAAGGAACCGCUUUCACUUGAAGAAGUAUUAGCAAGAAAGGCGGCUGAACAAGCAGCAUUGUCAAAGCCAAAAUUUCUAUCAAAGGAGGAGCGAGCCAAGCAAGCUUUAGAAAGACGUCAGCAGCAAGUAGAUGAGCAACGAAAGAAGCAAGAAGAAGAAAGAAAUAAACAGUUAUCAUUCUUAAAAGAAGCUAAGAUUUCUUUAGAGGAUCCAAAUGAGAAAGAGAGAAGAGAAAGAAGAGAGAGACGGGAACGCGAACGAAUGGAAAGACCCGAUGAUAAAGAUGAAGUAAAGGACAGCCGAGAAAGAGAGAAGGAGUUAUCAGCGAUCAAGAAUCGGUAUCUAGGUGUUGUGAAAAAGAAGCGGCGUGUUCGCCAUUUAAAUGAUCGGAAGUUUGUGUUUGAUUGGAAUGCCGAAGAAGACACCUCAGUAGACCAUAAUCCACUAUACAAAGAGAAACAUCAGAUCCAGUUAUUCGGUAGAGGACACAUCGCUGGUAUUGACAUCAAAAUACAAAAGAAAGAACAGACGGCAUUUUAUAAAGAUCUACUCAGUGAGAGAAGAACUAAACAGGAGAAAGACAGAGAAAUUGAAAGGUUGAAAUCAGUGCGCAAGAAGGAAGACAAACGCCGCCAUGAUGACAGACAUUGGAGUCACAAAUCUUUGGAACAGAUGAUGGAGAGAGACUGGCGUAUCUUCCGUGAGGAUUACAACAUCUCUUCCAAGGGUGGUCGUAUUCCUAAUCCUAUCCGCAACUGGAAGGAAUCCAGUUUGCCAGAUCACAUUAUGGAAGUUAUAGAUGGUCUUAACUACAAGGAGCCUACCCCUAUCCAGCGUCAAGCAAUUCCUAUUGGCUUGCAGAAUCGUGAUGUAAUAGGUGUUGCCGAGACUGGGAGUGGUAAAACAGCUGCUUUUCUUAUCCCUCUUCUUGUAUGGAUUACAACACUACCAAAACUCCAAAGAGAGGAAGAUAUGGACCAAGGCCCAUACGCCAUAAUUCUUGCGCCAACCAGAGAGUUGGCUCAGCAGAUAGAGGAAGAAACCCUUAAGUUUGGCAAACCACUAGGCAUACGCACCGUGUCCAUUAUUGGUGGUAUCUCCCGUGAAGAUCAGGGCUUCAAGCUACGGCAAGGCGUAGAGAUAGUUAUUGCAACCCCUGGUCGUCUUAUUGAUGUCUUGGAGAAUCGCUACCUUGUUUUGGUUCAGUGCACCUAUGUGGUACUUGAUGAAGCAGAUCGUAUGAUUGAUAUGGGUUUUGAACCAGAUGUGCAGAAGAUCCUUGAGUACCUGCCAGUGAGUAAUCAGAAGCCUGAUACAGAAGAGGCAGCAGAUGCAGAAAAGAUCAUGGCAAACUAUGGCAGCAAGCAAAAGUUCAGACAAACUGUGAUGUUCACCGCUACUAUGCCGACGGCAGUUGAAAGGGUAGCAAGAUCCUACCUCAGACGACCAGCGAUUGUUUACAUUGGAUCCGCUGGAAAACCAACUGAAAACGUUGAACAGAUAGUAUACAUGGUUGAUAAUAAGCAGAAACGUCACAAGUUGGUGGAGAUUCUGGAACGUGGAACAGAACCACCUAUUAUCAUUUUUGUCAACCAGAAGAAGGGCUGUGAUGUUCUAGCCAGGUCACUCGAGAAAAUGGCUUACAGCGCAGUUACGCUUCAUGGGGGUAAGAGUCAAGAACAGCGUGAGUAUGCUUUGGCAAGUUUGAAGAAUGGUUCCAAAGACAUCCUUGUUGCUACGGAUGUUGCUGGGCGUGGUAUUGAUAUUCAGGACGUCUCGAUGGUUAUCAACUUUGACAUGGCCAAGUCCAUUGAGAACUACACACAUCGUAUAGGUCGUACAGGACGUGCUGGUAAAAAGGGCGUUGCCGUAACAUUCCUGACGCCAGAUGAUAGUCAGACGUUCUAUGAUUUGAAGCAACUGCUGGUCAAUACUCCAAACUCGACAUGUCCACCAGCUCUAGCUAACCACCCUGAGGCCCAACAGAAACCUGGCACAGUUAUACAGAAAAAGAGGAAGGAUGAAACUCUGUUCAUUAAUUAGGGGUUUUGCUGUCACCUCUCUGCUGCAGCUUAUGGUAAAGGUGUACAGUGGCGGAUUCAAGGGGGCCUAGCCAACCAGGUACAAAGCCCCCCCCCCCCCAAAUUUUCCAAAAUUAUAAAAAAAUAAAUGGAGAAAAAAAAAAUUGAGUGCCAUUUCCAGCCAUCUAGAGGUGCCACAAUGUUAAAUUUUCUUAACCACAACCCCAAACAUGAUGGGGCUCAGGCAAGGGUCAUUUCCCCUUGUCAGACAGACCUGGAACCCCUGUUGUCCAAAACUACAAAGAGGUUGGCAGAUCAAAAAUUUGAAAAAAUAAUAAAUUGCCUUUCCAAGUAGCGUCAUUUUGAUUGUCCGUACCUAAUAUUGUGAUAUAAAGGCACAAUUUGGACCAUAAUAAGUCUGGAAAACUCUCCCCAUGAACCUGAACAGGGACAACGACUGAGGCUCUAGUCGGCCCAUUUGUUUGUACCUCUACGUCGAACAUUUCGGACCCCUUGUCUGCAAAUUUCUGGCACCACUGCUGCUCAGGUGGUAUACCUGUAGACCCUCUGUCUGUGAAAAAUCGCUCUCUGGGCCCGUCUAUUUCGAAUUCGUGGACCUGCUACAGGUCUAUUUUUCUAAUACUAUAGUACCAUCUGCAAUAAACCUCACUACAAGGAAGUAAUGAAGUCACAUUUUUCGCUGGAAAAAGUGUGUGACUGGCAGUCGAAGGCAACAUUAAAUUUUGGCUAUGUAGUGUACAGAUAACAUUUGGUGAUGGAGGCAUUUUAUCGAGUUAUUAUGUAAUUAAGUCACAUUUUUCGCUGCAAAAGGUGUGCGAUCGGCGGUCAACGGCAACAUUUAAUUUGGGGGGAAAAAUUCAAAAAUAUAAACUGUGGGCUAUAUAGACCAUUUUAUCAGAUUUAUUUUGAAACAGCGCCGCCAAUGUCUCACAACACACUGGGGACUUCCAGCGGCCUAGCCUGAGCAGCUGGCUAGUUACAAAUACAGCACCACGCAGCAGAAACCUUUGCUAUAGCAGCAGUAGACAACAGAUACGAUCUUGCUAAUAACUGUAAUUGCUGUAUAUGUAAACAUUGAAAUAGCUUUUUAAGACUUAGACUUGUUUUUAAUAUAAAUAUUUUCGUGUUUUUUUUUUUCGUUUUAAAAUAUUUGUGCUCGUUAAUAAUUUAGUUUUAUCGUUGAUUUAAUCCAUGACGGUAACUACGUAGAGCGAAAUGCUAGUCCUCUGAAAGUCCCCCAGUGGUAGUUGCCAGGUUAUGUGAAAUUUUUAUUUCAAAUUUCACGAAAAUGGUCUAUAUGUACAGAUAACAUUCGGUAAUGGAGGCAUUUUAUCGAGACAACUUCCAUAUUUGGAGGCACAACAUUUUUUUUCCAGGCCUGGCAAAAGUAUACAGGAUAAUUUUUAUCAAUUACUGUGUUAUGAGGAUAAUUACUUGAGACAGAGAUAUCGGGCUGUUAUCUGUAUUAAAGAAAUAUGUUGACAUGGUGGCGUUGUUUCAAAAAUGGUACUGUACUAGGGUUUGCCUGAUCUGUAUUGCAUUUCUUCGGUGUAUUGUGCACAUUAAAAAAGAAAUUGAACCCAGAAGGUUUGAAUUUGGAAAUGUGAACAUUUACAUUUUCACCGGUCUAUAUUAAGCAAGUAGAGUCAGGUUUUGAGUACACUACAGGAAAUAGAAGCCAAAGAAGCCGUUAUUUCGUGAAAAAAUUGCCAGAAACUCACAUGGCUGAAGGCAGUUUUUGAAGGAAAUAAUGGCUGUUAGGGCUUCUAUUUCCUAUAGCGUCAGAAAUUACUUGACUAUAAAUUGCUUUAUAAGUCAGUUGUGACAUCCAUCACCUUUUCUAUCUCCCUUUAACCAAACUGCUGGUUGUAAAGCGGUUGCUAUAUAAAUCAAACUGCUAGUUGCGGUGGUCGGUUGCUUAGUGAUCACUAUUAUAUUAAAACGUAGUACGCGCACUGAAGAAGAAGAUGAAUAAAUUGAAUGUGGUUAAAGAAGCUUUUUAGGUAUACCUCCUAACCUCCUGGUAGACAUUUGUGUAAUAAAUUAAAAUGUAUUGUAUUGAAUUAUUUCUAGGUCUUAUUCAUGUUCCCAGUGCCGUAGAGCGAGAUUUGUUAGAUUUACUGUGUGUUACAGCUUGGCCUAGCAACGAAAAAAUUCCAUUGCGAUGUACUUCAGUAAAAUCACACCAGCUAUAAGCAUUUUGCACAUGAUAUGCAAAACAUCGGAAGCACUAUAUCGAAUUAGCGAUCAGUCUAGAAUAGGAAAAUUCAGUGCAAAUGAAAGUGAUGACGUCACCACUGACUUAUAAAGUGUAUUAUUUUGAACAGUUUUCUAUAACCAUGUUUUCAAUUAUUUAGGUGUAUUUUUCUUGUAAUUUAUUGCAGUAAUGAAUUUCACCAAACCUAAACUUCUAAAUAGAUUCAUUCACUUGAACAUUAAUAAUAAGCCAGGCUUAAGUGAUCAGUUGUCCUCUCAUCUACACAAUUUGUAGUUGUGACAUUUUUUGGUAUCUACAGUAAUUAUUUUACCUUAUUUUCAUAUCAUAAGUUGUAAAUAAAUAAAAACAAAUUGACAUAACAA